Centropristis striata (black sea bass) is the source of this 1390-nucleotide messenger RNA. RefSeq names its product RNA (guanine-7-) methyltransferase (gene rnmt). Bases 139 to 1254 code for a protein of 371 amino acids. The transcript has 11 exons. Gene Ontology annotation, molecular function: mRNA 5'-cap (guanine-N7-)-methyltransferase activity. The record is from RefSeq and is a predicted model, not a curated record. NCBI's taxonomy places the organism in Eukaryota, Metazoa, Chordata, Actinopteri, Perciformes, Serranidae. Gene Ontology annotation, biological process: 7-methylguanosine mRNA capping. Gene Ontology annotation, cellular component: nucleus.
ACGUAAGCACACCCGGAAGCGCCAGAGUCACGCUGCUGCUGCAGACUGUGCUGAGUUUAUUGUUUGUAUCUAAACUUUGAGACUUUUUAUCCCAUUAGAGGAACUUUUACCGUCUGUUGAUCAUCAGCAGAGUGAAGGAUGGAGACGCUGAAGGACGAAGAGCCUCCAGGACAGAAAGCUGAGAGGAAGAGGAGGCACGAGGACGAAGAGCAGGAGGAGGAGGGGCCCAAUAAGAAACAGGUGAGUGACCACAGCGUGAAGGUGGCGAGCCACUACAACAGCCUACAGGAAGUGGGUCUGGCUGCCAGAAGUCGAAGCAGAAUCUUCUUCAUGAGGAACUUCAACAACUGGCUGAAGAGCGUUCUGAUCGGUGAGAUCCUGGAGCAGGUGCGGGGGGCGGGGCCUGCUGGCCAGGUGUGUGUGUUGGACCUGGGCUGUGGGAAAGGAGGAGACCUGCUGAAGUGGAGGAGAGGAGGGAUCAAUCACCUGGUCUGUGCAGAUAUCGCCGGCGUGUCGGUGGAACAGUGUCGGAGUCGAUAUGAAGACAUGAAGAAGAAAAGUUUCAUGAACGAGAAGAUCUUCAGCGCUCAGUUCAUCCAUGCAGACUGUACCAAGGAGGUUCUGUCAGAGAAGCUGGAGGACCCGGAGCUGGAGUUUGACAUCUGCAGCUGUCAGUUUGUUUACCAUUACUCGUUUGAGAGCGAGCAGAAGGCCGACAUGAUGCUGAGGAACGCCUGCGAGCGCUUAAAACCCGGAGGGUUCUUCAUCGGAACCACGCCAGACGCCUUCGAACUCGUGAAACGUGUGGAGGCGUCUGACUCCCUGGCGUUCGGUAACGAGGUCUUUAAGGUCUCCUUCCAGUCCAAAGGUUCCUAUCCUCUGUUCGGAUGUCAGUACCACUUCAGCCUGGAGGACGUGGUCGACGUUCCAGAGUCCCUCGUCUACUUUCCUCUUUUUGAACACAUGGCCAAGCGCUACAACAUGCGUCUGGUGUCCAAGCAGAGGUUCUCCGAGUUCUUCGAAGAGAAAGUUCAGAAGGAGAACCAUCGCAGCCUCAUGAUGAAGAUGAUGGCUCUGGAGCCGUUUCCCUGUGAGGACGGAGGUCGACAGGCAGUAGACAGCGGUGGAGAGUACUGCCAUGCUAAAGAGCACUGUGGCAGAGCCGGAGUUAAACUACCACUGGGCACUCUCAGCAGAUCUGAAUGGGAAGCAGCCAGUAUCUACCUGGUGUUUGUCUUUCAGAAGAUGUCUUGAUGCUGAAAACAAACUGCUGCUCACCUCUUCUGCAUCUUGUGUUUGUACUGUUUUACUUUUUUCUUCAUGUCAUUUUUUGAUAAACUAUGAAUUGCGGAUUUGUUGUGGAAAAGAAUUAAAUGAAAUGUCAACUUGU